This is a messenger RNA of Drosophila kikkawai, 3316 nucleotides long. It is a transcript of the gene Cyp6g1, whose product is annotated as Cytochrome P450 6g1. The record is from RefSeq and is a predicted model, not a curated record. Gene Ontology annotation, molecular function: oxidoreductase activity, acting on paired donors, with incorporation or reduction of molecular oxygen; monooxygenase activity; iron ion binding. Lineage: Eukaryota; Metazoa; Arthropoda; Insecta; Diptera; Drosophilidae. Gene Ontology annotation, biological process: insecticide catabolic process; response to DDT.
GCGAAAAGCUUUAAUUGUCGGUCGUGUGUGCUCGGGAGCUCUGAAAUCUAACAAAUUUCCUUGAACUUGAGCUGGAAAAACAAGUUGCGAAUAAGGUUACUUGCAAAUAAGGUUUUUAGAAUUCCGAUAAGGAUAACGUAAUCCAAAGAUGGCAUUAACGGAGGCCCUCUUUCUGGUGGUCGCCGCCCUGGUGGCGGUGUACGUGUGGUUCCAGCGCAACCACACCUACUGGCAGCGCAAGGGUUUGCCCUACAUCCCACCCACGCCCAUUAUUGGAAACACCAAGGCAGUCUUCCAGAUGAAGAAUUCGUUCGGCAUGUACCUGUCGGAGCUGUAUAACGAUCCUCGGGUCAAGGACGAAGCCGUGGUGGGAAUUUAUGCCCUCAACAGGCCCGGCCUGAUUAUCCGGGAUCCCGAGUUGAUUAAAUCCGUGCUGAUAAAGGACUUUAAUCGGUUCCACAACCGCAACGCCCGCUGUGAUCCCCAUGGAGAUCCUAUAGGCUAUAACAAUCUGUUCUUUGUGAGGGAUACCCAUUGGAAGGAUAUCCGCACCAAGCUGACGCCUGUCUUUACCAGCGGCAAGGUCAAGCAGAUGUACAGUCUGAUGCAAGAGAUUGGCAAAGACCUGGAGAUUACUCUUCAGAAACACGGGGAGAAGAGCUCUGGUACAUUCAUCACCGAGGCCAAGGAGAUCUGCGCACAGUUCUCCACAGACAGCAUCGCCACCAUCGCCUUUGGUGUCCGGGCGAACAGCCUGGAAAAUCCGAAUGCCGAGUUCCGUAACCAAGGUCGCAAGCUGUUCACCUUCACCAUACCCCGUGCCAAGGAUUUCUUCGUGGCCUUCUUCCUGCCCAAGCUGGUGUCGCUGCUGCGCAUCCAGUUCUUUACGGAGGAGUUUGCCCACUUUAUGCGCAGCACCAUCGGUCACGUGAUGGCGGAAAGGGAGCGCACUGGCUUAGUACGCAACGAUUUGAUUGAUGUACUAGUUGGUCUGCGAAAGGAGGCGGCCGACAAGCCAACAAAACCACAUUAUGCAAGAAAUAAUGAUUUCUUGGUGGCUCAGGCGGGAGUCUUUUUCACCGCUGGCUUCGAAACCUCCUCCUCGACGAUGUCCUUUGCUCUUUACGAGCUGGCCAAACAUCCGAAGUUGCAGGAACGCCUGCGAAAGGAGAUCAACGAAGCUCUAGUGGAAGGUGGGGGAACUCUGUCCUACGAGAAGAUCCAGUCGCUGGAGUAUCUUUCCAUGGUGGUGGAUGAGGUGCUGCGCAUGUACCCAGUGCUGCCAUUCCUGGACCGAGAGUACAACAGCAUCGCGGGCGAGCCAGAUCUGACACUGAAGCCUUUCUACGAUUAUACGUACGAAAUCGGAACGGCUGUGUUUAUACCAGUCUAUGGACUACAUCAUGAUCCCAAGUACUGGACCAAUCCCAGCCAGUUUGAUCCGGAGCGCUUCUCGCCCGAGAAUCGCAAAAACAUUGUGGCCAUGGCCUAUCAGCCUUUUGGAAGCGGUCCCCACAACUGCAUUGGCAGCCGGAUUGGCCUACUCCAGACCAAGCUGGGACUGGUGCAUCUGUUUAAGAACCAUGCUGUGAGAAAUUGUGCCGAUACCAUAAAGGAAAUGAAGUUCGAUCCCAAGGGCUUUGUGCUACAGGCCGAGGGUGGCCUCCACCUGGAGAUGGUCAACGAUCGUCUCUACGACAACAGUGCAUCGCGGGUGCACUUCUCAUUCGGUUGUUGUUCCAAGAUAUUCGGUAUUCCCUUGCUGAACUCCAAAAAAAAGGGCACAAUGUUGAUUCUCUGGCUCCUAUUGCUCACCACGCUGAUGCUGCAUUCCUGGCUGAGGCACAAGUACUCUUAUUUUACCAAGCUUGGAAUACCCCAUCUGCCAGUCUCCUCCUGUUCCCCUCUGGGUCACCUCCGCCAGCUCCUUUUUCUCCGGAUUUCCUUUGGCGAUCUCUUUAAGAAUAUCUACGCCGAUCCACGCUGCAGUCAGGCCAAGAUUAUAGGCUUCUUUGUGCUCCAGACCCCAGCUUUAAUGAUCAGAGAUCCAGAGAUAAUCCGCCUGGUGCUGAUUAAGCAUUUCAAUAGCUUUCUGAAUCGCUACGAAGCAGCGGACGUUGGAGAUCCUAUGGGAAACUUGACGCUGCCUCUGGCCAAAUACCACAACUGGAAGGAGAGUCGGCAGUGCAUGUCGCAGCUCUUCACCAGCGGUCGCCUGCGCGAGGUGAUGUAUCCCCAGAUGCUGAACGUGGUCCACGACCUGGAGAACUAUCUGAAGGAAAAGCUAAGGAACCUAUCAGAGAGAGUGCUUCCCUUGAGCAGAAUGUGCCAGCUGUACACCACCGAUGUGACGGGAAAUCUCUUUUAUAGCCUGGAUGUGGGAGGAUUACGCCAGGGAAGAUCCCAGCUACUCAAGAAAACCAAGGAGUUGUUUAAAACCAAUCCACGGAAGGUCUUGGACUUUAUGAGCGUAUUCUUUCUGCCCAAGUGGACCAAGGUAGUGGGAGCCAAGGUUUUCAGCGAGGAUUAUGCACAGUUUAUGAGGCACUUGGUCGAGGAUCAUGACGAGCCCAAGAAGGGGGAUCUUAUUAACCAGUUGCAGCACUUCCAGCUGAGUCGUUCCUCCAACCACUACUCCCAGCAUCCCGACUUUAUAGCCUCCCAGGCGGGCAUUAUACUGCUAGCAGGCUUUGAGACUUCUUCAGCGCUGAUGGGUUUUACUCUCUACGAGCUGGCCAAGGCACCUGAAACCCAGCAGCGUCUCCGGCAGGAACUGAGGGAAGCUUUUCUUGGCAGCUGCACUUCCUCUAUUAGUUAUGAUACACUGUCUACCUUGCCUUACCUCAAAAUGGUUUGUCUGGAGGCCUUGCGUUUGUAUCCAGCUGCAGCUUUUAUCAACAGAGAGUGCACCAGUCCGGAUUCGGAAGGAUUCUCCUUAAAGCCACAUGUGGACUUUGUGAUACCCCGUGGAAUGCCAGCUUACAUCUCUAUACUUGGCCUGCAGCGCGAUGAAAAGUACUGGCCCGAUCCUUGCCGCUUUGACCCCGAAAGAUUCGCCCCCGAGAGGCUUGACAGCAUUGUGCCCAUGACCUAUAUACCCUUUGGAGCUGGUCCCCAUGGCUGCAUAGGCAGUCGCCUGGGUAUCCUCCAGCUGAAGCUAGGCCUGGCUCACAUCUUAAACCUAUAUCGCGUGGAGGUCUGUAAGCGAACAGUGCCGGAGAUUCGCUUUAAUCCUAAAAGCUUUAUGCUAGAGUCUCAAGAUGAGAUAUAUUUGCGGUUCUGCAAGGAUUCUCCGACCUAAAAACCGUAUUGGAUA